Messenger RNA from Aethina tumida (small hive beetle), 1575 nucleotides. RefSeq lists its product as uncharacterized. The coding region runs from base 16 to 1017 and encodes 333 amino acids. Lineage: Eukaryota; Metazoa; Arthropoda; Insecta; Coleoptera; Nitidulidae. The transcript has a single exon. The record is from RefSeq and is a predicted model, not a curated record. Gene Ontology annotation, cellular component: cytoplasm. Gene Ontology annotation, biological process: malate metabolic process; tricarboxylic acid cycle. Gene Ontology annotation, molecular function: L-malate dehydrogenase (NAD+) activity.
UGCAAAACUAUUACUAUGGUAAGAACCAUCGUGCAACUACAAAAGAAAUUUAAUGUUGCCCUUAUUGGAUCGGCCGGAGGUAUCGGUCAGCCAUUUUCCCUCCUCCUCAAGCUCGACUCGUUGAUCGACAGACUUAACCUCUACGACCUGGUAAACGCCAAAGGCCUGGCUGCGGACUUAAAUCACGUCGAAACCGAUGUCAGGGCGCAGGGCUUCGAGGGCAAAUCCGAAUUGGAAUCCUCCUUGGAGUCCAUGGACGUCGUCAUGAUCGCCGCCGGAGUCCCUCGCAAGCCCGGUAUGACAAGAGACGACUUGUUUGACGUAAACGCCUCCAUAGUGAAGGAAAUCGCCGAGGCCGUUGUACAGGUAUGUCCUAAGGCGUUGAUCGGGGUCAUCACCAACCCCGUCAACUCCACGAUGCCGAUUGUAUCCGAGGUAUUCAAAAGAUGCGACAAAUACGAUCCAAGACGCAUCUUCGGUGUCACCACUUUGGACCUGGUGCGUGCCAACGCGAUGGUAGGCCGCGCGAAGCAUAUGGAUCCUCGCGACAUUUCGGUGCCCGUCAUCGGCGGACAUUCCGGAAAGACGAUCAUACCUCUGAUCUCUCGGACGAACGUUCCUCUGUCGUUCACAAACGAAGAGAUUAUCAAAUUGACGGAGGAUAUACAAAACGCUGGGACUGAGAUAGUUGAAGCGAAGGACGGAAUGGGAUCCGCAACUCUUGCGAUGGCGUAUGCCGCGGCGAGAUUCACCAAUUCCCUGAUUAAGGGUUUGAGGGGCGAUGCUGACGUGAUGGAGUACGCGUUUGUGGCAUCCAGUAUUUCCAGUGCGCCCUAUUUAUCGACACGCAUUAUUUUGGGCAAAAACGGGGUAGAGAAGAUUUAUCCUGUAGGAAAUUUGACUCCCUAUGAACAGGAUUUGUUGGACAAUGCUUUGCCUGUUAUACAGCAAAACAUCAAAGAUGGCAUUGAUUUUGUAAAAAAAUCUCCAAAGAUUUCUGAAGAAAAGAGCAAUUAAUUAACAUCGUUUUCCUAUUGUUUCUCUCGUUUUUAUUAUUGCUUCUGUUCAUUAUAUAUAAAGUUUAACUGAGUUCAUAAAAAAGGGGAUGCAAAUGUGAAUUUAAUAUGUUAUCGACUUGACCAUGGCUGAUCUCAUAUCGUUACUACGGUCUUCAAGCCAAGAAAGAAAAAAACACGGGCCAAAACUUUUCAGAACAGGCUUGGAGAUACGGUGAAAGUUCCGCAGCGUCCAUAAGUCGCAACAAAGUUUUUAUAUUAGUUUUUUAUGGAAUUGAUAAAAGACUUUUGAGAUUGAGUGACUUGGAUGCUUAUUGUGUGACGUUACGGAUUUAUUUGACUCAAUUAGUAGUUGUCCUGGAUUGUAAUGUGAAGGUAAUUUAUUGGGACGAGAACAACUAAAUUAUUGUGACUGACAAUUUAUUCCAGUGGAUAUAUCAGAAUCGCGUGUGGAGGCGGAUGUCAUUUCUAAAAUUACUUUUGUAUUAAUAUUUAAUUGUGUAUUCAAAUUUCCAUUUCCCAACUAACGUAAUUAAUAAACGUCCUUAAAAUGUUAAAA